AUGUCAAGGACGAUGGAGCGUAUGAUGGAUGAGUACAUGAGAGCAAUGGCCAUGCAUGUUGGCCAAUUCUCACAACUUUGGAAGGAUGCAGAUGAUUCAAUGUUAAAAAUUGCCAACGAAGCUCAUCAGGUAGUAAACGACGAUAAAAAAUUUGCCGUCUCCAUCGAUGUGUCGCAAUUCAAGCCAGAAGAACUAAAGGUGAAUCUGGACGGUAGAAUGCUUACGGUCGAAGGUAAGCAGGAAUGUAGAAACGAUACCAGUUAUAUGACAAGGUCAUUUGUUCGUUCCUGGACGCUUCCGAAUGACGUCGAUACAGAUGCAAUACAGACGGAGUUAAACGAUCAGGGUAAACUGACCAUUAAAGCAGCAAAGAACGGUUCCACCGUUAGUAAGAAAAGCAUUCCGAUCGAGCCACGGAAAAGCCGACCACAUUGA
Molecule: messenger RNA, 435 nt
Organism: Angiostrongylus costaricensis
Lineage: Eukaryota; Metazoa; Nematoda; Chromadorea; Rhabditida; Metastrongylidae
Source: the annotation of a GenBank genome assembly